ACUACCCAACUCAACCGCACACAGCAAACACCCCGCUACGAAGCCAACCGGCGAUUUUCCAGCAGUUAGAGUCAGUCGGAACUCGGACGCAGCCGACGGUCAGUGCGCGUGCGUCGCCCCGCUCCAGUGAAUCUGUGACAGUGCCAAGCAUAACAACCCUCAAAAUGACUAAAUACGUCACAAUCCCAUUAGUACUUUGUGCAUGCGUGUUGCUCACAUCGGCGCAGUACAACCAAUUUGGUUUCGGUUUCUCAGACGGCUAUCUGACCAACUUUGGGCCUCCGAGCUUAAACGUUCUAUCUGCAGCAGCGGCUAGAGACCCGAGGGCUAACACAGGCCCAGUAGUGUUCCCACCAUCGCCAGCCGGCGACCCAUCCCAGACCAGCGGAGUAGUUCCCGGUGCGUCCGGCUAUGGCUUCCAGCCCCCGAACUCCCAAGAACGUGUCCCAAGAUAUUUCUUCAGAGGAUUCUACGGGAGAAGAUAAAAUCUAUAUGAAAUAUUUAUAUAAAAUAAAAUCCACAAGUACCUACCCUAUGUAUAAUAAAACUUUCGUAUUUGUACAGUUAUGUUCAGUAGUACAAAAGUUAAAUGAUGUAAAUAAACAUGUAAAUCUGUGAUAUUUGUGUGAAGGAUAAUAAAAUUAAUACUUUAUUUAAAUUCGCAAUAGAAAUAGUUAACAAUUUAUUCGUUAACGACAUGUUAUGAGUGGAUUGGGAAUUUAAAUUAUUUGUACGUUUGUGUCUUACAGUCUCACGAUUUGUAAAUAAUUAAAAUAAUAAGAUAAA
This is a messenger RNA of Melitaea cinxia (Glanville fritillary), 786 nucleotides long. RefSeq lists its product as uncharacterized. The transcript is spliced from 5 exons. NCBI's taxonomy places the organism in Eukaryota, Metazoa, Arthropoda, Insecta, Lepidoptera, Nymphalidae. The coding region runs from base 165 to 485 and encodes 106 amino acids. The record is from RefSeq and is a predicted model, not a curated record.